Molecule: messenger RNA, 922 nt
Organism: Alosa sapidissima (American shad)
Lineage: Eukaryota; Metazoa; Chordata; Actinopteri; Clupeiformes; Clupeidae
Exons: 3
Coding region: 53-655 (200 amino acids)
Source: RefSeq, a predicted model, not a curated record
GUUUCCGAACGUUCAACGAUAGUGGAAGUGCAAGAGGAACAAGUGGCUAAUAAUGGUGGUGUACGAAGGCAACUGCCGAUUAGCCUGGCCUGAGACGUGGCUCAAUGUAGACACUGAUGAAGAGCCACAACUUCCAGGAUACGUCUUCAAACACAAUCCGAGGGGAAACUGUUACGAUGACUCUGAGCCAGCCUUUGCAGCGCUGAAACAACAACAAAGAGGUGGAGUUGGUGUGUAUUGUUCAGAAAACAUUGAUGUGCAGGUGUCAAUUCCAGAAAGAUGCAAUUUGGAAUGUCUGUAUUUUGAAAUACCUCAUGCAAAUUUGACUGCUGCUGUGUUGUACAGGCCCAGCUCUUAUAAGAUUGACAUGUUUCGAGAGCAGUUAUUACAGGUCAUCUUUGAACUUGAGAAGCAUCCAGGGAGAAAGCUCAUUAUGGGAGACUUCAAUGAGGACAUAUUCGUAUCUUCUACAAUUCUCAAGUUACUGGAACAGCAUGGAUACAAUCAGCACGUACAAGCAGCUACAACUGAAAAAGAUAACACAGGUCAAAGGCCCAGCCUACAUCUCGCUGCAACACCACUAUUUCUUGGAAAAGGGCAGGAUCUCCAAGGACAUUCUGUUUGGUGGAGUUGCCACCAGUACCAGGGCAUUUGAAGGACAUGAAAGCCAUGGACAGCAAUGCAAUCUGCUGAGAGAAGCAUGUGAGUAAACAUGCUUGCUGGAGACAGGUGAUGUGUAAAUGAGUCAAGGACACAUUCAGAAGAAUGCUAUUUGGAUUAAUAAAAAAAGACAGCAACAACAGCCAUUAUUCCUGUGUGGGACUACACGGCUGUUCUAAGCAGUGAUUUCUAUGUCUACCGACACUGGCAGGUGCAUCUUAGCAAUGUGUACUGUAUAUAUUUCAUACCAAUUGAACUGAAC